UCACUGGUAGCAUAUCCACCCAUCACACUUUGCUAGCAUGGCCUCUCUUCUGCUGGCAAGUACGGCUCGUACAGCUGCGGCCUCGUCCUCGAGACGGCUUGUCGCCUCUUCCUCCUCAGCCCUCGAAAGCCUCCCACUGCUCCUCUCCGCCCUCCCACCCCUUUCCAACAUCCUCCCACCUCUUCCCUCAUCCUCACGCAGCAUCUCCUCUCGCAAUCCCAACUUCUCAAAGGGUUUGACAAAAGUGCAGCGCAAGCGUGGUCAGAUGAAGAAGCGUCUCAAUCUCGAAAAGCACGCCUUACUGGAGCGAGUGCGCGAGGAGACGAAGCCAGAUCCAGUGCUGGGCUACCGGCCGGGGAAUACUCGCGAGGUGGGGACGAACAAUGAGGAUCUAUGGGAGAAUUGCGAGCUCAAGAAGAUUAUCAUAUCCAAUCAAGAUGUUUGGGGUCUGCGUGAAGACUCGAGGGGGAACUUGCAGCCGGUAGAGUCGGAGCUGACAAAGGGGACGGAGGAGGAGAGGGCGGUAGCUGCUUCUCAGGGAGGACCUUUGCGAUUGAACUUCAAUCUCUCCGAUGAGGACCGGAAGCUGCUCUUCCAGGAUCUGCCGGACGUCAACACAAAGGAUCGUCUGACCGUUUCGAUGGCCUUUUCCGAUGCUGGCUCGGGUACCCACGCGGGCAGUAUGGUUGCAGAUGAGAUCAAUCAGCAUCUUGAAGGGAUCGAGAGGCAAGAAGGGCACAGUGUGGACAAGCUGUCUAGGAUGCUGGAUCUGAGGAAUGCCAGCUCAAAGGGAAUCGAUGUGUACAACAAGAGGAGGAUCGUGGAGCAAUUUGGUCAGGGAAUCCAUACAGGAACGGUAGAGACACAAGUCGCCAUCAUGACCUAUCGUCUGCACCGCCUACACGAGCUCCUCUCCACUCCCACCUUUAGGAAGGACGAAGCCUCGAGGAGAUCCAUGGCGAUUCUAACGCACAAGCGAGCCAAGCUACUCAAGUAUCUCAAGAAGAACGAUACGGACAGGUACGUCUCCCUGCUGAGCAGAGUGGGGAUCAAUCGAAGGGCAGUAGAGGGAGAGAUCGUUGUGCCGGGCAGGCCAAAGUUGAUUACGCUUUGAGCUGCGCGGAGACGGGUAGAAUAGAGAUGGCGGGCGGUGGGGCGGUGGGACGCACCUGUGUUGCGAGUGGAUUGUAUACAGAUCGUAGUCUUCAAUGGUCAUAUAUCAAUACAGAAAGGGCGAGCACCGUUCAAAUUCAGCUAC
Molecule: messenger RNA, 1258 nt
Organism: Microstroma glucosiphilum
Lineage: Eukaryota; Fungi; Basidiomycota; Exobasidiomycetes; Microstromatales; Microstromataceae
Exons: 2
Coding region: 38-1114 (358 amino acids)
Biological process (GO): translation
Cellular component (GO): ribosome
Molecular function (GO): structural constituent of ribosome
Source: RefSeq, a predicted model, not a curated record